This is a messenger RNA of Lachancea mirantina, 603 nucleotides long. The record is from the annotation of a GenBank genome assembly. NCBI's taxonomy places the organism in Eukaryota, Fungi, Ascomycota, Saccharomycetes, Saccharomycetales, Saccharomycetaceae.
AUGGCACAAACCCUUUGCAUCUAUAGAAAUAUAGCCAAUAGAAUAAAACUUAAUUUAAACCAGCUUUUCAAAAUGGCUAUAUUAAACCCUCGUUCUCUCGUUUUCCUUGCCUUUUGGCUAGCAGCGGCGACUGCAUUACCAGCUUUCCAGGGGCUUUUCCGCUUUCCGGGAAUUUCAAGCGACAACAAGCCCAUAGCUGGCGACUCUCCACUUCAACAGUGUGACGCGAGUGAGUCACAGCUUUUGGACAUUAGGCUCAUCAACCUGCUACCAAACCCUCCAGUCCGUGGGGAAAACUUGACAAUCUCAGCUGCGGGGAAACUCAGCAAAGAGGUUAACGAAGGUGCCUAUGUGGAUGUGGAGGUGCGUCUAGGGUACAUCAAGCUUUUGAGCCAGACCUACGACAUUUGCGAGGAGCUCGAAAACAACGACGUUAAUGGCUUGUCAUGCCCACUUUCACCCGGUGAGUAUAUGCUCGAGAAGAGCGUGGAGAUUCCAGGUGAAGUGCCUCCAGGAAAAUACAGUAUUGUGGCCAGAGCUUUCACGGUUGACGACGAGGAAAUCUCGUGCCUGACCGGAGAAGUGCUGUUCCCAGCUUACUAA